UUAAAUAUCAGCAGGCACACGCAACAGUUCCUUUCUAUCAUUUUAAGACCUUAGUGAGUUCAGUUUAACUCUGAGACAUUUUCUCACCACUUGGGCUUACUACUAUGAACACAGGUUAAGACUCUAAUGAAAAGUAGUAGUGAGGUAAGGAAAUGGACACUUAUGAAAAUUGUGACUUCUCCAAAAGGAAUAACAGUGAAAACUGUAAUUCUCCAACAGACGAAGAAACAGAGGAUGAUUACGAGAAUACGCAGCAAUGGCGUCCAAAGCCAGGACAAUGCACCGUCAGAUUUGACUACAAGAUCAUUAUACUUGUUCUUGGUCUUCUCCUAAUGCUGGGUGCUUUAACGUCACUCUGUGCUAUAGGGAUCUUGUAUCACAGAAAAGUUGUUUCCAGUGAGAAACUAAGUGAGAAGUAUAAGAAUGCCACAGCCACACUGAUGGUGCUAGAAGACAAAGCCAAUGAGACAGAACAACUGUAUGAAAUGCUGAAGAUGAAGUAUCAGGAAGUUCAUGAACGUCUCUCUGCAUGUAAUGCUAAUCAAAGCUGUAAACUUUGUGAGGAAGGAUGGAAGUCACUUGGUUUAAAGUGUUAUCACUUCUCCACUGAGAAACUGAACUGGACACAGAGUCGAGAUUACUGUGUGGAGAAAGGAGGUCACCUGGUGAUUAUAACCAGCCAAACUGAACAGAAUUUUGCAUCUUCACAAAUUGGAGAAACACACUGGAUUGGCCUGAAUGACUUGGAGACUGAGGGAAAGUGGAUGUGGGUGAACAACCAGCCCUUAAAGGAGACGGAUGUAAAGUUCUGGUAUAGCGCUCCAGAGGGACCAAAUGAGCCUGAUAACUGGAAAAUGGAGGACCCUUCUGGAGAGAACUGUGCUGCUCUGGGGGAUGCAAAUGGUAACAUACAUAAAUGGUUUGAUGCGUCUUGUAAAAAGAUAAAAAAGUGUAUCUGUGAAAAGUGAAAUGCUUCUUAUUUGCAUUUGUGCCUGAAAAUAUUUGUGUUUUUGAGAAAGUAGGAUAAUUUUAGCUUGAUGAGUCUGAACAUUUGAUAUUGUAAAACAGCUAACAUUAAAUUUACCUGUAGUGUGAUUAUUAAACAUGUUCACAUUCAGCUUUAAAUUUAAAUUCAAGGUAGUUGUGCACUUUUUUUGAAAAAAGAACCAUCCGCAUCUUUUACAGAAUCCAUUAUGUUUCAUUUUCUUCCACGUUGUAAAAUAUCAUUGUAUUUUUAGCUUGUCUUAACCUCUAGAUCAUUAGAAGAUGGUGUGAGAUCAUGUCUGUAGUUUUUCUCCUGCUGUCUUGUGGAAGUCUCUCAAAUUGUGCAGAAGGGAUGAACAGUAACUUUCUUUCAAAAGUUAUUCUCUCAGUUGGAAACCUCCAGAGCGUAAUAACAGAGCAGCAGAUUUUUCCUUUAAUUUUACACCCAUCUCUACACAGUAUACUUAUGAAUGAGGUGUGUCUAUUUUAAUUAGAUGUAAUGUUAAAAUACUCUGAAUAGCAUUAAGGAAAAAAUAAUAAUUAAUAAAAGUGUGUGAAAAUAUAAUGUGUGUGUCUGUGUGU
Ictalurus punctatus (channel catfish) is the source of this 1566-nucleotide messenger RNA. RefSeq names its product C-type lectin domain family 6 member A. NCBI's taxonomy places the organism in Eukaryota, Metazoa, Chordata, Actinopteri, Siluriformes, Ictaluridae. The record is from RefSeq and is a predicted model, not a curated record. The transcript is spliced from 8 exons. The coding region runs from base 153 to 968 and encodes 271 amino acids.